AAAAAAAAAUUUCAGAGAGAGCUUAGAGCAAUGGGUUUAAUCUCAAACAAGGUGCCGAGGCGCUUCCUCAAGCCUGGUGAUCACAUCUACAGCUGGAGGUUUGGUUUGGUCUACUCCCAUCACGGGGUGUUCAGGGGCGAGGGGCAGGUGAUACACUUCACGAGCGCGUCAUCGUCUUCGGCGGGCCCACGGCGGAGGGGGAGCUGCUCGGCCUGCGAGCUUUUGGAACACAGCGACCGUCACAGCGGGGUGACGGUAUCAUGCCUCGACUGCUUCCUCAGGUCCGGGUGGCUCUGCAGGUACGAGUACGGGGUGAGCAAUGCGGCCCACGCGCUGCGGCGGCGCGGGACCUGCAACACGGCGGAGUCGGGCCCCGUCGAGGUGGUGCUGGAGAGGGCCGAGGCGCUGCUGGCGCAGAAUAGCUUCGGCGAGUAUCACUUGCUGGAGAACAACUGCGAGGAUUUCGCCACCUUCUGCAAGACCGGGCAGCGGUGCAACCGCAACGGGACCUCGCGGCGGUACGGCCAAGCCUCGGUUUUCACUCUGCCUUCGCGCCGUCGCCGUAGCACCAAAAUCGCUGCGCGCGACGAAGGGAAAUAGGAACGUGCAUGUAAAUUUGAUCAGCUUCAUUAAUUUCAACUGUGAUGUUCUUGUUUUCGUUGUAUAUAGACGGGUACUCUUUUUCCUCAUUUCGAGGUUUUUUAAUGAGGCCCGGCCUUGGUCUUCUCUUUGGGUUUUUUAGGUUUCUUUUUCCUCUGUAAUAAACUUUUAAUUCAAAAUUUUCAA
Molecule: messenger RNA, 786 nt
Organism: Salvia miltiorrhiza (redroot sage)
Lineage: Eukaryota; Viridiplantae; Streptophyta; Magnoliopsida; Lamiales; Lamiaceae
Product: protein LEAD-SENSITIVE 1-like
Exons: 2
Coding region: 31-600 (189 amino acids)
Source: RefSeq, a predicted model, not a curated record